AUGUAUCAAUUUGAUAAUAAAUGUGUAAAUCAUCCAAAUCUAGAUAUAUUAUUUCUAUGUACUUCAUGUGACAACUCACCAAUUUGUUGUAAAUGUGUUACAAGUUUUCAUAGAUCACACACAAUAGAUGAUAUUAAUUUAGAGAAUAGUAAACAAUUAUCAAAAGAAUUUAAACAGUUAAAUUUUAAGGAAUUAUUGAAAUCAACCGAAAAUAGGUCAAAUUUAAUUAAAGAAUCUGAUGAUUUCUUCAAAUCAAUUGAAAAUCAACAUUUAAAACAUAUACAAAUGAUAGAUAAUGAAUUUAGAAUCAUUCAUAAUCAAAUAUCAUUCAUUGAAAUGGAUUUAAAAAAACAAUUAAUUACCCUAUUAGAUGAUAAUAAAGAAACAAGUAUAAUGAUUAAAUCAAAAAUUGAUUCAAUUAAAUCAACAAUAGAUUCAAUAAUUAAUAAACAUAAAGAUACCAUCGAUCAAUAUGAUGAUGAUAAUUAUAUUGAAUCCAUUUUUAAAAAUCAAAAUCAAAAUAAUAAUAAUAAUAAUAAUAAUAAUAAUAAUAAUAAUAAUAAUAAUAAUAAUAAUAAUAAUAAUAAUAAUAAUAAUAAUAAUAAUAAUAAUAAUAAUAAUAAUAAUAAUAAUAAUAAUAAUGAUAUAAAUGAUAGAAUGGUAGAAAUAAUAAAACAUAGUAAUCAAUUGAAAUCAAUUUUAAAAUUAAAAGAUAAUGAAGAAUUAUUAUUAAUUGGGAAAUAUAAGGAUACUUCAUUAGUGUUCAAUAGGGGUUUGCUUGAUUCAUUAAAAGAUUCUUUUAAAACGAUUUAUACUAUUAAUACGAAAUUAAAGAGUUUUCAUUCAAAAGAAAAUAGUAAUUUUAGUAAUUUUCAAGAUAUUGAUAGUAUAAAUAAAAAUAAUGAAAUUGUAACAAAAAAUAAUAAUAGUAAUAAUGGCAGCACAGAUAAUACAUCAACUAAAUUAUUAACUAAACAAUUUGAAUAUGGUGGAAUGAUUGUUACAAUUUUUGAAAAUGGUAAAAGUUUACCAAGUGAUGUAAAUUCUUUAGCAUUGUCAGAUAAUUUGGUUAAUAUUAAGAUUUCAUUAAUUCCAAGAUCGAUUAAUAGAUUGUUUGUAUUGAAUGGAUUUAGUCAAACACUACUACCAAGUUUAAUGCCCCCAUUGAAAUAUAUAUUUUUAGGUGAAAUUGGUGAUAAUACACUGAUAGAGGGAUCAAUACCAAAUACUACCAUGGGUAUUAUAUUAUUGGAUGGUUUUAAUCAAUCUUUAACUACAUCAUCAUGUGACUCAAAUUCAAUCACACCUUUCUCAUCAAUGACAACCAAUAACACCAAAUCAUUAAUACCAAGUAGUGUAUGUUAUUUAUAUAUUGGAAAUAUUAAAACCACUUUAGACUAUUCAACUAUUCCAUCAACUGUUCGUCAUUUUUUUAAAACUGAAUCAACAAAUACUAUUUAUUUAAAAGGUUUUGAAAAUGUUUCUUUCAAAAAUUGUUUUAUACCUCCUUUCAAAUAUCUUUAUAAAUAA
Molecule: messenger RNA, 1530 nt
Organism: Dictyostelium discoideum AX4
Lineage: Eukaryota; Evosea; Eumycetozoa; Dictyosteliales; Dictyosteliaceae
Exons: 1
Coding region: 1-1530 (509 amino acids)
Source: RefSeq, a predicted model, not a curated record